Messenger RNA from Magnolia sinica, 859 nucleotides. Its product is annotated as transcription factor SRM1-like. NCBI's taxonomy places the organism in Eukaryota, Viridiplantae, Streptophyta, Magnoliopsida, Magnoliales, Magnoliaceae. Gene Ontology annotation, molecular function: DNA binding. The transcript is spliced from 2 exons. The record is from RefSeq and is a predicted model, not a curated record. The coding region runs from base 38 to 736 and encodes 232 amino acids.
CACCGGACCUUCUUUCCUCUCUCUCAGAAAGUUUUUGAUGUUUCGAGACGAUUAUUUGGCGAUGAUGGGACCUAAUCGGCCCGUCUCAACGCCGUGGUCGCGAGGCCAGGACAAGCAGUUCGAGCGCGCUCUCGUACUAAUUCCCGAGGAGACGCCUGAUCGGUGGACGAAGAUCGCCUCGCACCUGCCGGGGAAGAGCUCGUGGGAGGUGCGGGAGCACUACGAGGUGCUGGUGCACGACGUGUCGGAGAUCGACUCGGGGCGGAUCGAGGUGCCGAGUUACGCGGAUGAGUCGGUCGACUCGGAGCGGGAUCGACCGGGUGAGAGUCGGAUCUCCUUCGGUGGCGGAAUGGGGAAGACGAGCGAGGUUACGGAGAGGAAGAAAGGGGUGCCGUGGACGGAGGACGAGCACAAGCUUUUCCUAAUUGGGCUACAGAAAUUCGGGAGGGGAGAUUGGAGGAGCAUUUCCAGGAACGCAGUGGUUUCAAGAACACCCACCCAAGUGGCUAGCCACGCCCAAAAAUACUUCCUCCGUAUAAACUCUAUCAAGAAAGAAAAGAAAAGGGCCAGCAUCCAUGACAUCACCACCGUCCAUAGUGGCCAGGCCGAGCAAUCGAAUGACCCAAGUUGGGUGGACCCAUCUUCCGGAAUGCAUCGCGGCCCACUGGAGAUGAUGGGCCAACAACCCACUGAUCAAGGUCCUUAUGGAUACCGGCCUUUUGGAUAUCCCAUGUGAAAAGAAAAUCAAAUUCGUGAAAGGGGCAUUACUUAGUCAAUUCGUACAUAAAUCUCUUGUUUGGUCCAUUAUUUAUAUAUUUUACAAUUGAGUGCAAAUAUAGAGUUUAGAUAUUUUGUUGCA